Polyodon spathula (Mississippi paddlefish) is the source of this 2040-nucleotide messenger RNA. RefSeq names its product protein YIPF4. Bases 189 to 914 code for a protein of 241 amino acids. Gene Ontology annotation, biological process: endoplasmic reticulum to Golgi vesicle-mediated transport; vesicle fusion with Golgi apparatus. NCBI's taxonomy places the organism in Eukaryota, Metazoa, Chordata, Actinopteri, Acipenseriformes, Polyodontidae. The transcript is spliced from 6 exons. The record is from RefSeq and is a predicted model, not a curated record. Gene Ontology annotation, cellular component: membrane; trans-Golgi network.
CCUUUCCCAGCUCCCCUAGCACUUCCGCUUUCGAUUCACGAACUGUUUACAGGUUCGUUUACGUUAGGAUACAUAGUAUGGAGUAGAUUGUUUAAACAGUUCAGUGAAAGUCUGCCACCGGUUUAUUACCUGUUGGUGUAAAUGUCAGUCGUCCUGCAGUAAAGACGGAUAUCUGCUAAUCAUCGACAAUGCAGCAGCAGGCGCAGCAUUUCUCCCCUACCAACGGAGACUUUACAUUUGUCUCCUCCACUGACGCUGAAGAGCUCAGCGGUUCAAUCGAAUCUCCAGAUGUUAAAGUGAACAUGGGCGGUGACUCUAAGGAUGCUUCUGCAACUAAAUUCCUGAGACAGAGAGGGUACGGCUGGCUGCUGGAGGUGGAGGAAGAUGACCCUGAGGACACCAAGCCUCUCCUGGAGGAACUCGACAUAGACCUGAAAGACAUUUACUACAAAAUCCGCUGUGUGCUGAUGCCAAUGCCAUCGCUGGGGUUCAACCGGCAGGUGGUGAGAGAUAACCCUGACUUCUGGGGCCCGCUGGCUGUGGUUCUUUUCUUCUCAAUGAUCUCACUGUACGGACAGUUCAGGGUGGUGUCCUGGAUAAUAACUAUUUGGAUAUUUGGAUCCUUGACAAUUUUCCUGCUGGCUAGAGUUUUAGGUGGUGAAGUUUCUUAUGGCCAGGUUCUUGGAGUCAUUGGGUAUUCCUUGCUUCCACUAAUAGUAAUAGCUCCGUUGCUUUUGGUAAUUGGGGGAUUUGAAGUGGUAGCUACGCUGAUAAAGCUGUUCGGUGUGUUUUGGGCUGCGUACAGUGCUGCUUCCUUGCUAGUGGGGGACGAAUUCAAGACCAAGAAGCCACUUCUGAUAUACCCAAUUUUUCUGCUUUACAUCUACUUCCUGUCUCUAUACACUGGGGUUUGAUACAGGAGAGACCUGGUCUGGAACUACGGAAUAAACUACCAUCGAAUCGGGAAGUGUUAAGUGCAACGGAAAUGUGCUUUACGCUUGUGAAGGGUGACCUUGUAGAAGAAACAGAUUUGUUUGUUUUUCCUGUUGGUAAACAAAUCAUGGUCAAUGUUGGGUCAUAAAGCAAAUGUGUACAGUGUAUGUAAUUAUUAAAUGUAGCCAUGAUCUUUGUACUAAAAUAAAAGUUCUAGGAUUUGUUUAAAACCUCUUUCAGCUCUGAUGAAUGAGUAUGUUUGAGACAGAAUUUUGUCUUUGCAAGGUGCUGUUAUAAAAUCUUUAAUAGGUUUAAUAGGUGAGUUUUUUGAUAACCCUGAUUUAUGUUUGAAAUGCCAUCCAUACGAUUGCUGGGUGGAAUAAUCCCUUUAUAAAAUGCCUGUGCCAAAAAGCAACAGCUUGGCCAAUGGCAAAAUGUAUGUAGUCCACUCCACCACAUUCUAAUUGUUUUUAGAAAGUUUUUAUUUUGAGUGUCAUGGUAUUUCUUUUUUUUUCAUGUGGCUUAUUACUGCAUUUAAUCUUUUUAUUUAUAAAUGUUGGCCCAGCUAGUUAACAGGAUUUCGAUGAGUUUAUAUAAAGAGGAUAAUGAUUAAUUAUUUUAAAUUGGGUGCCUUUUAUGUAGAUUUGUGUUACAUGGGUGUUAUAGGAAGAAUAUUUUAUAGAUGUAAAUUUGUAAAAACAAAAAAGUGAAAUUUAUAAAAUGCACAAACUUACCUGCUCCUUUGUUUUACAGUACUGCAAAUAUAGCUAUUGAAUAUUCUUCAGAUGCAUAAAAUAAAUCACAUAGGGACGCAAUCAGCCAUAAUUUGUUGUAUUUAUUAACUUCAAAUGAAACUGGAAAACCUUUCAGAUAGGAAUUGAUAGGGAACCCGAAGCACUGCUAAGUUUAAUGUUUAUUUUCUUCAAUUAUAUGAAAAUGCAGAACACUGUUCUACAUCUUGGGACCAGAAUGCACUUUUUAAAAUCAGAAAAUAAAACUUUUUUUAUUUACUCCUAUGAAUUUCUACAUGUCUCCAAUAUUCAGCAUACACCCGUUUGUAACAUAUUGUUUCCAAUGUUCUUGUAUAUUAAAGAAAACCCUUAUAUG